CACAACCUAGUAACAACCUUAACAUUUCGUGACAAACAAUACUGUGUUCUCUAUUCUGGUGUGUGAAGAACAGGAUGAAGGUUGUGUAUGCAAGUGUGCUCCUUGUGUUCCUCGUCCUUAGCUCCUCUUUCAUGGAAAUCUCAAUGGCUGGUUCAGAGUUCUGUGACUCAAAGUGUGAAAAGAGGUGUGCGAAGGCUGGGGUUAAGAAGAGUUGCUUGAAGUUCUGUGGAAUCUGCUGCAAGAAGUGUAACUGUGUGCCAUCUGGGACUUACGGAAACAAGGACGAGUGUCCUUGCUACAGGGAUAUGAAGAACUCUAAGGGCAAGAGCAAAUGCCCUUAGUUGUUGUUAGGUUUUACAGAGGGGGUUUCACUAGGGAGACACUCCCCCUCCAGCGGAAGCAUUCCCAACCACGAGUACCCCUUCUCGUACCGCCGUUCAUCUUAACGGGACACGCUUACCUGGAACUCUUUGCCAGGAAGACUUUCGAUACAGGGACAUGCACUCGUCUGAACCGAUUUUAACCAUCGGCUCUGAUACCACUUGUUAGGAUUUUUAAGGAGGGGGUAUCACUGGGGAGACACAACACCAAUGAGAUCUGAGCCUAACCACAUAAGACACUGACACCACUCUCAACCCAAAACCUUAAGGCAAUGGGUUUAUGGGUCUUUAUUCUUAUAUAGUGCUCUACUCUCUCAUUUCUAGCCAAUGUGGGACUUAGAAUCACACUUGGAUUCCCAACAGUUGUGUUACCCCUUCAUUGCACAACACUUUCCAUUUUCCAUGUUCAUUUCCAUUCUACCAUACUGCAUAAUAAUACUGUGCCAACUUUAUGUAUUGGCUUCGCUAGCUAAUUAGCUUACUAUGUAUCAUUGUAAUCAUGUUCCUCUAUCUACUCAUUCAUCAAUCUUAUAUCAUUAUUUAUU
Molecule: messenger RNA, 925 nt
Organism: Vigna unguiculata (cowpea)
Lineage: Eukaryota; Viridiplantae; Streptophyta; Magnoliopsida; Fabales; Fabaceae
Product: peamaclein-like
Source: RefSeq, a predicted model, not a curated record